AUCUGACUAGCCGCUGGACACUUGCAUCCUUUCUGUAGUCAUGUCAAGGUUAACUAUUAAAUAUUGUCGUUUGUAUCAACUGAGCUUGAGCUCCAGAUGGAAAUGUUACCAACAAAUCUCCAGACUGUCAACAAUGAGCAGUGGACUUAAUUCAAUAAGUGGUGGUAGGAGUGUUUCUUCAGCCAAUAUAUGUGGAAGACAUACACAGUGCUUUGAUAGGAUUCUAAACAAAAGAGACCUUCAUUUAAGCGCUCCGCUUGGAGAAGAAAAGGCACAUCACCUCAGAGAAAUAUCAGAGGCCGAGUAUGAGAGACUAGCAGAAGAGACGCUGGAUGCAUUAGCAGAUUAUUUUGAAGAUCUCACAGAUGAAAACUUCACUGGACUGGACUAUGACGUCGUCUUUUCUAAUGGAGUGCUGACAGUGAAAGUGGGCUCAGACCAUGGGACAUACGUUAUCAACAAGCAGACCCCCAACCGACAGAUAUGGCUCUCAUCGCCGACAAGUGGGCCAAAGCGUUACGAUUGGACGGGCGAGCGAUGGGUUUACACACACGACGCAGUGCCAUUGCAUAGUCUGCUCUCCAAAGAGUUGUCUAUCAUCUUCAAAACAAAUAUAGACCUGUCGCAUCUCAUCCAUUCAUGAUGAGGACAAUGUGAAGAACAGACACUGCUACUGAUCCUUUCCACACCUGUUUAUUCUUGGGAUUUCCUUGGUGAGCAUGUUAGUGUAUAUUUAGUGCUCAGGAAAUUUAUUGGAGAUUAUAUUUGUAUGCAGUUUCUUUUACAUGCAGAUCUAUAAAAAACACCAAGCAAAGUUUAGACCUUGGAUAAACGGUAGGUUUGAUUUAUUUGUCAAACUUGAAAAAACAGCCAAAAUCCUUUUUUGAGGGAACAAGCUACUUAUUUAAAAUAAGCUGAAUCAACACAAUUCUUGAGGUUUUUGGGGACAGUUGUUUUUUAAUUAAUAUAUUUAUUAUUUUCACAUCAACAAUUUACAGCAACAUUCACUGUAAAAGGGAUUAGUUACUUAAAUCGAGUUAACCAAAUGCCUUAAAAACAACAAGUUGACUUCACAAACAUAAUGUCAGUAAACUCAUUGCAACUUGGAGCUGUUAUGUUGACUUAAUUUUUAUAAUUAUGCCAAUUGUACUCACUUUUUAAAGUCAACAGUGUCAGGCAAUUUUAGCACAUCUAUUUUUAAAUAAUUACUGUAAUUAUAGUUUCUAUUGAAUUUAGAAGAUAUGCUGGAGUCUGAAAGAGCAGAUUUAUUUUAGUUACUGCAUGUAAUUUCACGUGAUACAGAAUAUACAAAUAUAAUGAAAGUGUAUUGGAAAAAAGUGACUUGUUUAUUUAUUUUUUAUUUUUUUAAAAGUGAGUACAAUUUGCAUGAUUAUAAAAAAUUAAGUCAACUUAACAGUUCUAAGUUACAAUGGGUCUACUUACUCAUUAUUUUUGUAAAGUCAACUUGUUGCUUUUAAGGCAAUUGGUUUACUCGCUUUAAGUAACUGAUCACUUUUUACAGUGUUUCGGUAUACAUGCAAACUUUUUGUGGACAACUUAAUUGUUUUUAUGUUCAGUCCACUUAAAUAAUCAAUUCAAUUAAGUUAAAUUAAUCAAUUUGUGUUGGGACAACCUGAAUAAAAUAUGUGGAAGCAUGCAUUUUUUUUUACAGUGUAUGCCAUAGGUCUCAAACUCAAUUCCUUGAGGGCCACAGCUCUGAACAGUUUGGCUGCUACCCUAUUCUAAGACAGCUGAUCAAGUAGAGUAGUCUUGAACACCUUGAUUAGUUGGAUCAGGUGUGUCUGAUUAGAGCUGGAGCAAAACUGCAGAGCUGCGGCCCUCCAGGAAUUGAGUUUGAGACCUAUGCAGUUCUAUAAAGUUCCUUGAUGUUAUCCCAACACAAAUCCAUUACGUUAACUUUAUAGUUUUUACAAAUUUAAGUAGAUUGCACAUAAAACAAUUGAGUUGUCUAAAAAAAAAAAAACAAAGUCAAGAAUUUUGUUGUUUCAGCUCAUUUUAAAUAAGUAGUUUAAACAAAAAGCAAAGAUAUUUUCUUGAUUGUAAGCUUGACCUACAAAUCGGCCAAAGAUUUUUAAAAAACGAAGCGUAGACCUCGGAUAAAUAGUCUCCAUCAAACUUGUGCACAAUUCUGAGCUUUAAAUGCACUCAGGACAGCAGAAAAGUGCUCUCAUGGUCAAAUCCCUGCGAAUGAACCUGGUUAGAUUAAAACCAGAUUAAAGAGAUCACAUUUAAUGGCUCUUAAAGCAGCCGAAUAAGACAAAUAGGCACAGAUUGUUUUUUGGAAGCUGUAUUUAUGCACCCCUGAACUAGAAAAGGAGUGGAUUAUGACGAACAGAUGGAGAAGUUCUUCCUCUAAAAGCCUCUGGACUUUAUUUAAGAAUUAUCUGUAAAUAAUGGCAUCGGCUCUCUGGUUAAAUUCCUCAGAGCUUUACUGCUGCCACCCUCAUAUGAUGUAAAAAUACCAACCAAAUUUAGCAGCAACCCACCCUUUUGUUAAAGCCGUGUCGUUAAUGCAUCAAAGUCGAUCAUUACGCCCCAGACGCCUAUUAAAGUAAUAGUCCAUAUAUCACAACAUUAAGUUGACACGCUGUCUAUGCAGAUGUUGAAAUAUGAGAUGGAUUGUACUCAGAUGAUGCAUUUGAUGUCUUUAUUCUGGUUGCAUGUGAUGGAGACAAUGGCACUUCUGAUAUUUUUGUCCAUUGAUGCACAUGUACAUGUAAUGGUAAAUAAAGCAGGAUGUCAUUUUA
Danio rerio (zebrafish) is the source of this 2768-nucleotide messenger RNA. RefSeq names its product frataxin (gene fxn). Gene Ontology annotation, molecular function: ferric iron binding; ferroxidase activity. Gene Ontology annotation, biological process: intracellular iron ion homeostasis; iron-sulfur cluster assembly; inorganic ion homeostasis. Gene Ontology annotation, cellular component: mitochondrion. Lineage: Eukaryota; Metazoa; Chordata; Actinopteri; Cypriniformes; Danionidae. The record is from RefSeq and is marked validated.